AUGAACACGCUCUCCCGGAGGGAGGAAGAUACGAUCAUUAAAAGCACCAAAGAAAGGGCUUUAAAGGAAUGUGGUCCGAUUGUUAGAGAGUUUGCGGAUUGUGCAAGUGGAAGAACAGUUUCGGUUGUGUGGGCUUGUCGAGGAAAGUAUCGCACGCUACAAACAUGCAUGCACAAAUAGUAAGUCAUGGUGAUCGGAAAAAGCUGGAGGGAGCAUACUAGAGGGUUCAUUGCAGCACAAAUGAAGAAGCCAUGGCUCACGUCCGAGCCGAAUAUAUUCGACUACGACGAACUGCUGGGAUAGACGCUG
This is a messenger RNA of Cantharellus anzutake, 309 nucleotides long. RefSeq lists its product as uncharacterized. NCBI's taxonomy places the organism in Eukaryota, Fungi, Basidiomycota, Agaricomycetes, Cantharellales, Hydnaceae. The transcript has 2 exons. The record is from RefSeq and is a predicted model, not a curated record. Bases 1 to 180 code for a protein of 59 amino acids.